Molecule: messenger RNA, 3955 nt
Organism: Pseudo-nitzschia multistriata
Lineage: Eukaryota; Bacillariophyta; Bacillariophyceae; Bacillariales; Bacillariaceae
Source: the annotation of a GenBank genome assembly
CAGYAUCCUACUGAACAACAACACCAGCGGCAAGCAACACUAGUGAAGACGGUGUAACAAAACAUCAUUGGCGUCUUUGACAAUGGCAACUCAGGCGAGAGGAUUGCAAAAUUUCAUCWCUGACUUGCGGAAUGCCAAGUCCAAGGUAAGCGGACGGUAGAGCAAUAGCGAUCCAUCGAUGGCAACUAGCAGCGGAGGACUUCCUAGACUCUGCUGUAGUGUGUUUGAAUCGAAUCGUCGUUUCAGSGGGUYAUCCCACGAAUAUAUCGUUAAAUGUGGCGUUGCAUCUGUGUACAGAGAUGCAAUUCUGCACUGUCUGUCUUGUUUGUCCACGGGACCCGAUACAAUACAUCAUAGCACACCACAGUCUUCCUCACCUCGGUUUCAUUCGGCGGUCAUCCCCGUGUUUCCCUGAUGCGCGAUGCAAUUCAAUGCGAUUCAAUACGACACCAACCGAAUCCAACCCCACGCAAUAACAAAUAAAGGAGCAAGAGCAGCGACGUGUCGACAAAGAAUUGGCGAACAUUCGCAAAAAGUUCACCGCCACGGGCAAGAAUCUCGGCGAGGACGGAAGCAACACCGCUCUCAAUUCGUAUUCGAGGAAGAAAUAUGUUUGGAAACUUGUCUACAUUCACGUCUUGGGGUACGAUGUAGACUUUGGCCACGCGGAAGUCCUGGCGCUCGUUCGAUCGAACAAAUACGCGGAGAAACACGUGGGAUACACAGCGCUUAGUUUGUUGCUCCGGAGCGACGAUCCCAUGAUGAACUCGAUUCUCAAUACCAUUCGCAGAGACAUGACCACCCCCGGACCGAACUCGGCAAAGAACAACGCGCCCACRACCGACACGGCACAGGCCCUGGCACUCUGCUCGAUUGCCAACAUCAACGGCCUCGAGCUGAUCCAGACGCUUCACUCGGAGGUCCAGCACACCCUGACCGCCAAAUCGUCCACGCCCUGUGUCAAAAAGAAGGCGGCGCUGUGCCUCCUGAGGUUGGUCCGCACGAGCCCGAAGCUCGUGACGGGACGGGAAUUCGCCCCGCACAUGGCCCAGCUUUUGCAGGACAAACACCUCGGGGUUCUGACCAGCAGCGCGAGUCUUUUGUACGGUCUGGCCUCGCAGAACCCCCAGGACUACCAGUCCUUGAUUCCGUACGYGGUWCACAUACUGGGAAUGCUGGUCUUGAAAAAGGCGUGCGCCCGCGAAUAUCUCUACUACCGAACCCCCAGUCCGUGGCUGCAAAUCAAAUUGCUCAAAUUCCUCCAGUUGUAUCCCCAAGCAAUCUCUUCGGGCCAAAAGAACGGUGGGCAAGACCAGCACAUUCAACAACUCGUCAGCGUUGUUUCCAAAAUCUUGACCGAAACCGACGUGUCGGACUCGAUCAACAAAUCCAACGCCGACCAUGCUAUCUUGUUCGAAGCCGUCAAUCUGAUCGUUACCUGGGGUCCUUCCGGGCCGUCKCAACUGCGAGAAGGGGCAAUGAAGUUGCUCGGAAAAUUCAUCUCCGUGCGCGAACCCAACAUUCGGUAUUUGGGUCUCCUGACCAUGGCCAGAUUGGCACAAUUGGAAGGAACCGCGGAAUCCAUUAAGAAACACCAGGCAACCGUCCUUGUUUCCCUCAAGGACGCCGACAUUAGUGUCCGCCGGCGUGCUCUGGAUCUGUUGUUCGUAAUGUGCGAUACGGACAACGCCGAGCGAAUCGUGGACGAAUUGGUGGCUCACCUGGCGUUGGCAGAUGCGGCGAUCAGGGAGGAGAUGGUCUUGAAGAUUGCCAUUCUGGCGGAGAAAUACGCCACCGAUCUGCGGUGGUACGUCGAUACCAUCCUCAAGCUCAUCUCCAUCAGUGGCGAUCACGUGAGCGACGCAAUCUGGCACCGCGUGGUUCAAAUUGUGACGAACCACCCACAGGGAGACCUACAAGCCUACACAGCAGCCACGUUGCUGGUGGGAGCCAGUCCCCGCAGGUGCCACGAGACGACGGUGCGUGUCGCGGCGUACGUUCUCGGAGAAUUCGGAUUUUUGGUGGCCGAACGUCCCGGUAUGAGCGGGGAAGAACAAUUCCGAAUCUUGCACCAGCACUGGGCCACAUCGGAUGCCAAGACGCGUGGAAUUCUCAUCAGCACCUAUGCCAAACUCKCCAAUCUCUACGAGGAGUGCCGACCGCUGGUAGCACCCGUGUUUGCUCGUUGCAAGAACUCKGUCGACGUGGAAAUCCAGCAGCGGUCCGCGGAAUACGCUGCCAUGAGAGAGGCCUUUAGUCCGGAAGCCGUAGAAGACCUGCUCCGUGAGAUGCCUCCGUUCGAGGACAAGAAACAGAGUGCACUGGAACAGCGACUGAAGGAGAAGGAAGGAGAAGAUAGUGCGGCCGUGGCGAAGGCGAUCCGUCCGAGUGCCGCACAACGGCAGCGCCAGGCACAGAGCCAGGCAGCAGCCAGAGCGGCCGAGGAAGUAGCGGCGCAACAAGCAGCAGAACAAAACGCCAUGAACGAUCCGAUCAGUCCAAUCAGUGGUAGGUCCAAAAAWUUGUUUAUUUGUUUUUGUUCAAGACGCAUCGUGUGAAACUAUAUUGCGUUUGGAAAUUUGUGUACAAAUUUGUUUUCUGACAAUUGACAAAUCGAUCUUGAUWCAGAUGGUCUUGGCAGCCCAGAGCCCGUGGAACAACAGGAACGACGAAUUGUCGGAAUUCCAAAGGACGUGAUUCCAGCUAUGCGAAAGGCAUUUUCCAAUCUAUGCACAUCUGGGUCCGGUGUUUUAUUCGAAAAUUCGCUAUUGCAGGUUGGCGUGAAACACGAAUACGUGGGUGCCCAAGGGCGAAUUUCUGUCUUCUUUGGAAACCUCAGCAAGGCGCCGUUGCUGAAUUUCCGAGCUAUUGUUGACGAACCGGAUCAUUUGAGAAUUCAGAAGCAAGGGACACAGGGUCUUCUUGACGAAAGCGAGGACGGAGGUUGCAACGUCCAGGUUAGAACCCAAGCCAAACUGCUGUUGCUGGUUGAGGUUACCGCCCCAUUCGACGAUGCCCCCGCAAUGCGCGUGCUCUUUGAGACGGAAGACGGCGAGGUUCACGAAUACCCUCUGCGUUUACCCAUCGUAGCUACCUGUUUUAUGGAGCCAGUUACUCUCGAGCCCGGUGCAUUUAUGCAGAGGUGGAGGAGUUUGGACGGCGAAGACCGAGAAUGCCAGGAAGUUGUGAAAACACCCGCCGCCGCACCCGACAUCGACGAAGAGUACAUGAAGCGCAUUGCUAACAUAAUAACGAACGGGCUCAAAUUCGGACGGUGUCAAGGGUGCGACCCAACACCCUGGACGGUGUCCGGAGCUGCCACGUUCCGCACAGGGUCAAAGGAUAGCAACGGCAACAACAUAAAUGUUGGCUGUCUCGUACGCGUGGAAGCAAACCCGCAAGCGAAAGCAUUUAGGUACGUGUCACAUCCGUUGAAUGAUCAGGAUCUUCGUUGCAUUUGGAUGCCAAACCAGGUCGAUCUCAUGCAUUAUUUUCUGUUUCUUGUUUCUUAAUUUUUUUCUCAACAGGGUGACCACACGAACACUCCACCCCUUGUGUUCGAAAGCAGUGAAGAACGUGGCUCUUGUCAGCAUAAAACUCGCUUAGUCUGGAUGUCGUUCCUGGCGCGUUGCAAUAUCGGUGGCAACCACAGGGUCUUAUUUCUCUUUUGUUGUCGGUUGGAUUGGGGUAGGAUGGUAUAUUCAAUCAUUAGGGAAGACUCGUUUUGUUCAACGUUUGCCGAUCACUAAASCAUUUUAGCGAAGCGCAGGCUGUUCCGUCUCCUAUCUUCUCCGAGAUCAUUGCAUAUUACUAUCGACUGGGAAACAAGAUCGUGUGAUUUUAUAUGCAAUCAUACAGAAAGCUUGGCAAUCUACAAAAUCAUUUCUCUACAACUGUAUUAAAUUUUAAUGUAACGUCACGAACAGAAAAAAAUCAAGAAAACAUGUCUUCAUUU